AUGGAUUUAUAUGCUAAUAUAGAGGGAAAUGUACAGAACAAACUUCAGAACUCAGGAUUUGCUCAACAGGUUGACGAAUCAACUGACAUUAGCAACAAAGUACAACUACUUACAUUUAUUCACUUUAUUGAUGGUAGCCAAAUCAUAAAUCAAUUCUUUUGUUGCGAAGAAAUGCCACUCACUACAAGAGGUCAAGAUAUUUUUGACAUUUUAUCUGCCUACCUCGAAAAAUGGAAUUUAUCUUGGAAUUCAAGUGUUGGAAUAUGUACCGAUGGGGCACCAUCUAUGAUAGGCUCUAUUAAAAGUUUUGUAUCUCUCAUACAAUAG
Molecule: messenger RNA, 327 nt
Organism: Octopus bimaculoides (California two-spot octopus)
Lineage: Eukaryota; Metazoa; Mollusca; Cephalopoda; Octopoda; Octopodidae
Product: zinc finger BED domain-containing protein 5-like
Source: RefSeq, a predicted model, not a curated record